Pimephales promelas (fathead minnow) is the source of this 6647-nucleotide messenger RNA. The record is from RefSeq and is a predicted model, not a curated record. NCBI's taxonomy places the organism in Eukaryota, Metazoa, Chordata, Actinopteri, Cypriniformes, Leuciscidae.
UUAAAAUUUUAAGGCAACCCAGGUUACUUACUUUUUUUAGUUAAACCAACAAUAUUUUUUUACAGUGUAGUUGUCACGUUUUUCUCAGGUUAGGAAGGUUUAUUUUCCCUUCUUUGUAUGGACACAUGCAUUAAAGACUUGUUUACAAAACGAUUAGACAGACGGGUCCAAGUGUGAACACACCCUGAUCAUGGUUCUGAUCGCUGGUGUUCUGUGGGUCGGGCUGCUGGUGUGUGCGCUGGACGCCGGGGCCGUGCUCAGGUUCACGGGGUCAGACGGACAGUGGGCCUCGUUUCCCAUGUGGAACGCCUGCUGUGAGAGUCAGAUGAGCUUCAGCGUCAAAACCAAGAGUCUAACGGGCCUUCUGGUGUACUUUGACGACGAAGGCUUCUGCGAUUUCCUCGAGCUGCACAUACACGCGGGGAAACUCCGACUGUGCUUUUCCGUUUUCUGUGCCGAGCCGGCUUGCGUGCUCUCAGAUGUUCCCAUCAGCGACAACCAGUGGCAUUCGGUCACGAUCAGGAGGAACUUCAGAAACACGACCCUCGCCGUUGAUGAGGAGAGGAAGCGUGUGGAGGUUAAGUCCAAACGCCGGGAUAUGACCGUCUUCAGUCACUUGUUUUUAGGCGGGAUUCCUCCCGAGUCGUUACCGCUGACUUCGGACACGGUGAAGGAUCACGGUCCCUUCACGGGCUGGAUAGCAGCGCUGGAGGUGAACGGGUCUGAGCCGGUCCUCAUGAACAGCGCCGGGGUCGACGCGGAGCUCUGCGGAUCCGACAACACGUGCCUGAACGGAGGCGUGUGCAGGCUUGAGGACGGACAGCCGACAUGCGACUGCUCGGGAACCGGCUAUCGGGGAGCGGACUGCAGUGAAGGUCUGGCACACCUCAUGAUGGGCGACCAAGGAAUAGAAGAAGAAUAUGUGGCGACAUUCAAAGGUUCAGAAUACCUCUGGUACGACCUUUCUUUGAACCCGAUCCAAGGCAGCAGCGAAGAAAUCACACUGUCGUUCAAAACACUUCAGAGAAACGGACUGUUGCUGCACACAGGAAAAUCCGCUGACUAUGUCAACCUGGCGCUGAUAAACGGGGCGGUGUCGCUCGUCAUAAAUUUGGGCUCCGGGGCGUUUGAAGCUCUGGUGGAGCAGGUCAACGGGAAAUUUAAUGACAAUGAAUGGCAUGAUGUGAAAGUGACACGGAAUUUGCGUCAGGUAACAAUAUCUGUGGACGGAAUACUGACCACCAAAGAAUAUACUCAAGAGGACUACACUAUACUUGGCUCUGAUGACUUUUUCUAUGUUGGAGGAAGUCCUGGUACAGCUGACCUGCCUGGAUCACCUGUCAGCAACAACUUUAUGGGUUGUCUGAGGGAGGUUGUAUAUAAAAACAAUGACGUUCGGCUGGAGCUGUCGAGACUGGCCUUUAAAGGAGACCCCAACAUAAAGAUACAUGGAGUUGUUUCCUUCAAGUGUGAGACUGUUGUGGCAUUAGAUCCCAUCACGUUUGAGACACCGGAGUCCUUCAUCACACUUCUGCAAUGGACCACUAAGAAGACCGGCUCUAUUUCCUUUGACUUCCGCACCACUGAGCCCAAUGGACUUCUGCUCUUUAACCAUGGCAAACCUAAGCAACAGACCAAAGAAACCAAGAGCCCUCACACACUGAAGGUGGACUUCUUUGCCAUUGAGAUACUGGAUGGUCUUUUGUACCUGCUUUUGGAUAUGGGAUCAGGCACAACCAAGACACUGGCUGUGAACAAAAAAGUGAAUGAUGGGGAGUGGUAUCAUGUGGAUUUCCAGAGGGAUGGAAAAUCAGGUACUAUCUCUAUCAACGGAAUUCGCACACCAUACCAAGCACCAGGAGACAGUGAGAUCCUUGACCUGGAUGAUAACCUGUAUCUAGGAGGACUGCCGGAAAAUACAGCUGAUAUGGUGUUUCCCACUGAGGUGUGGACCGCUCUGCUGAAUUAUGGUUACGUAGGCUGCAUUCGUGACCUAUUCAUCAAUGGUCAGAGCAAAGAUAUCCGCCGCUUAGCAGAGGUUCAGAAAGCAGCAGGCGUAAAGCCCUCCUGCGGUAAAGAGGCGCCCAAGCAGUGUCUCAGUAACCCCUGCCAAAACAAUGGAGUCUGCAGGGAAGGAUGGAACCGUUAUGUGUGUGACUGCUCUGGGACGGGCUAUCUUGGUCGCUCCUGUGAGAGAGGAAUAGAAGAAGAAUAUGUGGCGACAUUCAAAGGUUCAGAAUACCUCUGGUACGACCUUUCUUUGAACCCGAUCCAAGGCAGCAGCGAAGAAAUCACACUGUCGUUCAAAACACUUCAGAGAAACGGACUGUUGCUGCACACAGGAAAAUCCGCUGACUAUGUCAACCUGGCGCUGAUAAACGGGGCGGUGUCGCUCGUCAUAAAUUUGGGCUCCGGGGCGUUUGAAGCUCUGGUGGAGUUGGUCAAUGGGAAAUUUAAUGACAAUGAAUGGCAUGAUGUGAAAGUGACACGGAAUUUGCGUCAGCACUCAGGCAUUGGAUAUGCUAUGGUAACAAUAUCUGUGGACGGAAUACUGACCACCACGGGAUAUACUCAAGAGGACUACACUAUACUUGGCUCUGAUGACUUUUUCUAUGUUGGAGGAAGUCCUGGUACAGCCGACCUGCCUGGAUCACCUGUCAGCAACAACUUUAUGGGUUGUCUGAGGGAGGUUGUAUAUAAAAACAAUGACGUUCGGCUGGAGCUGUCGAGACUGGCCUUUAAAGGAGACCCCAACAUAAAGAUACAUGGAGUUGUUUCCUUCAAGUGUGAGACUGUUGUGGCAUUAGAUCCCAUCACGUUUGAGACACCGGAGUCCUUCAUCACACUUCUGCAAUGGACCACUAAGAAGACCGGCUCUAUUUCCUUUGACUUCCGCACCACUGAGCCCAAUGGACUUCUGCUCUUUAACCAUGGCAAACCUAAGCAACAGACCAAAGAAACCAAGAGCCCUCACACACUGAAGGUGGACUUCUUUGCCAUUGAGAUACUGGAUGGUCUUUUGUACCUGCUUUUGGAUAUGGGAUCAGGCACAACCAAGACACUGGCUGUGAACAAAAAAGUGAAUGAUGGGGAGUGGUAUCAUGUGGAUUUCCAGAGGGAUGGAAAAUCAGGUACUAUCUCUAUCAACGCAAUUCGCACACCAUACCAAGCACCAGGAGACAGUGAGAUUCUUGACCUGGAUGAUAACCUGUAUCUAGGAGGACUGCCGGAAAAUACAGCUGAUAUGGUGUUUCCCACUGAGGUGUGGACCGCUCUGCUGAAUUAUGGUUACGUAGGCUGCAUUCGUGACCUAUUCAUCAAUGGUCAGAGCAAAGAUAUCCGCCGCUUAGCAGAGGUUCAGAAAGCAGCAGGCGUAAAGCCCUCCUGCGGUAAAGAGGCACCCAAGCAGUGUCUCAGUAACCCCUGCCAGAACAAUGGAGUCUGCAGGGAAGGAUGGAACCGUUAUGUGUGUGACUGCUCUGGGACGGGCUAUCUUGGUCGCUCCUGUGAGAGAGAAUCCACCAUUCUCAGUUACGAUGGCAGUAAGUUCAUGAAGGUCCAGUUAUCUGUAGCUAUGCAUACAGAGGCUGAAGAUGUAUCACUACGGUUCCGAUCCCAGCGGGCAUAUGGCUUUCUCAUGGCAACCACUUCUCGAGACUCCACAGACACACUGCGUCUGGAGCUGGAGACAAGUCGUGUCCGACUCACGGUUAAUCUAGACUGUGAGAGGAUAAACUGUACCACGAGCAAAGGACCUGAGACCAUGUUUGCUGGUCAGAAUCUGAAUGAUAAUGAAUGGCACACAGUGCGAGUGAUUCGGAGAGGGAAGAGUCUGAAGCUGACUGUGGAUGAUUUGCCCACUGUGGAAGGAGAGAUACCAGGUGACCACACACAGCUGGAGUUUCAUAACAUAGAGACGGGGAUCAUAACAGAGAAACGUUACCAGCCCGUCAUUCCAUCCAACUUCAUUGGGCAUCUCCAGAGUUUGACAUUUAAUGGCAAGCCAUACAUCGACCUCUGCAGGAAUGGAGACAUCGACUACUGUGAAGUCAACGCUGUGAUCGGAUUUAAGAACAUCGUUGCAGAUCCAGUGACCUUCAAGUCCUGCUCAAGCUAUGUGACUCUGAGCACCCUGCAGGCGUACUACUCCAUGCACCUGUUCUUCCAGUUCAAGACCACUUCAUCAGAUGGACUCAUCCUGUUUAAUAGUGGAGAUGGAAAUGAUUUCAUAGCUGUAGAGCUGGUUAAGGGCUACCUGCAUUACAUCUCAGAUCUGGGAAACGGUGCUCAUCUGAUGAAAGGAAACUCAAACAAACCUCUCAAUGACAACCAGUGGCACAAUGUCAUUAUCUCCAGAGACACCAAUAACCUGCACACUGUCAAAAUCGACACCAAAAUCACCACCCAGACCACCGUGGGGGCCAAAAACCUUGACUUAAAAGGUGAUCUUUAUAUUGGUGGUGUUCCCGAGGAGAUGUACAAAGAUUUGCCCAAGUUAGUUCACGCAAAGGAAGGAUUUCAAGGCUGUUUGGCAUCUGUGGAUCUGAACGGCCGUUUGCCAGACCUGAUGUCAGAAGCGCUGGCCUGUGUUGGACAGAUUGAGAGAGGAUGUGAAGGGCCCAGCACCACCUGUCAGGAGGACUCCUGUGGGAACCAGGGCGCUUGCCUCCAGCAGUGGGAGGGCUUCACCUGCGACUGCAGUAUGACCACUUACGGAGGACCUUUGUGUAAUGAUGCCGGCAUCACGUAUAUAUUCGGGAGAGAUGGAGGUCUGAUCACAUACACAUGGCCAACGAACGAGCGUCCGAGCACGCGAGCGGACCGGCUGGCCAUGGGCUUCAGCACUCAGCUGACAGAAGCCGUACUGGUGCGAGUCAACAGCUCGUCUGGGCUAGGGGACUAUCUCAAACUACACAUCGUAAAAGGUUACGUUACGGCUAUAUUUAAUGUGGGCACAGAUGACAUCAACAUAGAGGAGAAAUCAAAGUUUGUGAAUGAUGGAAAAUACCACAUAGUGAAGUUUACAAGAAGUGGCGGCAACGCGACACUGCAGGUGGACGAUCUUCCUGUUAUUGAGCGAUUCCCCACAGGAAGCAUUGAUAGCGAACGGCUGGCGAUCGCCAGACAGCGAUUCCCAUUUCGGCUCGGUCGAGUAGUUGACGAAUGGCUACUCGACAAAGGCCGCCAGCUCACGAUCUUCAACAGCCAGAUGACCAUCCAGAUCGGCGGCUGGGAGCGAGACCACAGCCGCUCCUUCCAGGGACAGAUGUCUGGUUUCUAUUACAAUGGCUUGAAGGUUUUCAACAUGGCUGUGGAAGGAGAUCCCAACAUCCGGAUGGAAGGCAGCGUGAGGCUGGUUGGGGAGUCGCAGUCUUCCUCCAUGACACCGCAGUCCAGUGCUACGGUUCCUCGCUCUGAGACCUCUACCUCAGUGAUGGAGACCUCCACCUCCACCCACCAGACCACACACACCUCAGCGGGAGAACCCCAGCAGACUACUGAUGAUCUGCUGGUGGCGUCUGCCGAGUGCCCGAGCGACGAUGAGGACAUCGACCCAUGCGAGCCGAACUCAGGUGGGUUAGCUGACCCCACCGUCCCGGUGCCGAAGAGCUAUCCGGGUCCGUCCGAGGUGUUCCGCGAGGACAGCAGCACCACGGGCAUGGUGGUGGGCAUCGUCGCCGCCGCCGCUCUCUGCAUCCUCAUCCUCCUCUACGCCAUGUUCAAAUACCGCAACCGCGACGAGGGCUCGUACCAUGUGGACGAGAGCCGCAACUACAUCUGCAACUCGGCCCAGUCCAACGGAUCAAUCGUAAAGGAGAAACCAGUGGACGACACCAGUCGCGUCAGUAAGACCAAGAAAAACAAGGAGUAUUAUGUGUGAUUCUGUUGUUCCCGGUCCUUACGGGACCUUCUUUCUCUUUUAAGUUCUAGCACAAACGUCAAACAUAAGCAAGAUAACAAAACCUGUGGAAAAGCAGUCAGCGAACAUCUUCAAUAUUUAAUCGUUUCUUCACAUUGGAAUGGAUGAAAGAACAGGAUGAUUGCCACUUGUCCAGCUGGAGAAAGACAAGCUGAUUAAAAAACCCAAACUGACCCGUAAGUGAUGGAAAGAUCGCCAAAUCCAUCUCGACCGGUACUCUGUACUCGCGUACUUUGUAAAUGAGAUUUUUUUUUUUUUUAAACAAAUGCAAGGAGAAUGAAGAGCAAGUAAUGAACUGACAAAUUAUAUCUUUUUUUUUUUUUUUGCCCGUUUGUGUUGCUGGGAACUUUGCAAUGAUGAAAAAGCUAAUAAAUGUCUCAAAGCAUCGCUGAAGAAAGGAAAGUCUCAGUGUGUGUCCUUGAUCUGAUUUAGACGGCUGAUGCUAGAAGUGGAAAGAUCACACAUCAUCUUGGCAGACAUGGACGUCUCAGUGAACAUCUUAUUUAAUGUUUCCAUACGUUUCAAAUGUGUGCUUUUCUGGACUGACAAAUUUGUGUUUUAUAAGCGGUUGCAUAAAGAAUGCAAACUUUAUCUACUCCUUGCAGAAAAGACUUUGAAAGAUUUAUGAAUGUCAUUAAUAAUUAUAGGUGAAACUCGAAACUCAAAAAAAUUGAAUAUCGUGUUGAAUUCAACUUAAAAGGUGAAAUUAAUAUAUUGUUUAUUGCAA